Messenger RNA from Penicillium roqueforti, 2253 nucleotides. RefSeq lists its product as uncharacterized. NCBI's taxonomy places the organism in Eukaryota, Fungi, Ascomycota, Eurotiomycetes, Eurotiales, Aspergillaceae. The record is from RefSeq and is a predicted model, not a curated record. Bases 1 to 2253 code for a protein of 750 amino acids. The transcript has 6 exons.
AUGGUUGCAACACGAUCAACGACUGCGGGUACUCGUCCAAAGGCUCAGCCGCUACUGGCUAAGCCUUCCAAGGCCGCAAAAGCUGUCAAAACCGCCAAAGUCGCCAAGAUGAAGGCUGAAAAGGAGGCCGAGAGGGCUGCAGCUAAGGCUGUAAAUGACGCGAAGAAAGCUGCAGUGAAGGCUGAGAAGGAUGCAAAGAAGGCUGCAGCGAAAAUCUCAAAGGUUGCCAAGACCAAGAAUGGCACAAAGCGUACAACUGCUGCGAAGACCAAGGCCAUCAAAGCCACCAAAACCGCCAAGAAGGCGAAGGCUACAAAGAGCAGUGUUAGCGCAGCUACCGUGAAGGCUUCAACAAAACAAUAUCACGAAGACGAGGACGAAGAAAGUGAAGAAGACAACUAUGAACCACAGGCCAAAAGACGCAAGGUUAAGACUCUGGUUCCUAAUGUGGAAAUCGGUCGGGCCACAUUCAAACGCCCAGCUUCAAAAAUUGGGGACUGGGCGUACAUGGAGAAACUUCAUGUCCCAGAAGGUGUGGAGGACGAAUAUCACGGACCUCUACCACCCAUCUAUAUUGGAGGCGCUGCACCACAGCCUCGUUGGGUGAUCAUUCAAAGCGAAAACAGCGCAAACAUAAAAGUCCCUUCCAAACGACAUGCCUCAAAAGCCAGUUCCGGGAGAACUGGUGGUACGAGGGACUUCGGAGAAUUGCAGUGGACCUUUGAAGAAGGUGACUUCAAGAACUGGACCGGGCUAGAAUACCCAGCUCUUUACGAACUUGCGUACCUGUGCCUCGAAUAUACUCUCACCCAUACAGAGCUCCGAGAGCAGAUCUAUGAUUCCCUAGCCCAGGGCCCUUUGCUCAAGGCUGUGGCCAUUGACCCAGCUCUGCCGCCAGUGCCCAUCACAAGGCACUUUGCGACAGGAACCUCCGAGCAAUCCAGUCGAAAGUCAAGUAAUGCGGCCUUUUACUUCCCUAAUUAUGAUCGUCCAAGCAUGGCAGUCCGACCGCGUGACGAUCGCAUGGCGCGACCGCAUCCGCAUGCCGUGGCGUCCAUCUACAAUCGACCAAGAUCGGAAGAAUGGCCGACUGCCUCGCGCUCUGCCAGUCCGGACCCGGAAAGCGAACGGGGCGGCAAACAGGGCAGCGAAGAAAGUCACACAGCCGAGCCCAGGAAGUCGCAAGAUCCAGAGGGUACUUAUUCGGAACCGGCAGCCCCUGCGCCUUUUCGAAAUGAUGAAAAGGUUUCAUGUGACCCUUCGGAAGGUAUGCGAGUGUCAACUACACUGUGGGGCACGUUACAAUCUCGGAAGACGGUUCAAUCUUUGGCGACGGCGAUGACGUUCAGACUGAGCCUCACUCAGCUCGAGACUCUCGAGAGCAAUCACCUGAUAGCCCCUUGUCUGGGUCCGGCUCUAACAGCGAGCGAUCAAUCGACGAAUAACCUAUCCCCAGUAUCCCACGAUGGGCUUUUCAGCCCUGAGCAGAUUGAACGGUAUUAUAGGAAGAAGCAAAAAAAUUUUGAGAGGCUAGGCGGAGUUGGACAUCGCGAAGCGUCAAAGCGAAAGCGCCGAGCACAGCUCUCACUGGAAGACGCACAGAAAGAGGCGAGAAAAAGAGAACUUGAAAUAAUAGGGGCUCCAAAAUCAAGUAAACGAAUACGGAUGGAGUCACCAUCAAUACCAUCACCAUCCGCAGUUCGAAGGAAAACAGCGGCUGAGAUCACGGUGGAUAAAGUCAUGUCAUUUGCUCGAGCAGAACAAGACAAACGGGACGAAAUGCGAGCAGCUGCAGCAGAUAAAAUAUCAGACAGGCCGCCGGUGGCACUGAAGAAAACCAUAGGAAACCAGGCGGGUGCAAGACCGCAGGUGGACGCACCUAGUCCUGAGAUUCCGCCUAAUCUGCAAGAUAGGUUCCUAGAACAGACAAGAAUAUACCUCAAUGACCCAAUACGGAGGGCGAGGCAUUUCCCUGACCCUAUUGCUAUUCGCCGAGCCAGAGUCUGGGCAGGGGAGGAAUUGGUGGGCCAUGAGAUCAAACCCAAAGUCGAUGCUACGCUACCCCCUUGGGCUGAAAGGAACCGGCCUUUCGGUCAAUGGCAGGAUCCAAUUGGGGAAAUUCCUACGCCUGCGGCGCGCACAAAGCUCUUGAGAUCAAAAAGACGGAGCAAAGGGCGAGGUAAAAGGAGGCCAAGACCAGCAUCUGCAGCAGAGCAGUCAGUCAGUUCAGCCCAGUGGUCUUCCUUUAGAUAA